GGACCGUGAUGUCACUGUUUUCAAUGCAGAACUGAGAAAGAUGGCGGACAAGCAACAAGAAGGAGGAGGUGAUACGGAGAGACCAAAAGAAGAUGCAGAAAAUUCUGUGAAAACUAAGACUGUUUCUUCCAGCAAUGGAGGGGAAAGUUCAAGUCGCAUCGGAGAGAAAAGAUCAGCAGAUGAAGAACCUAUCAUAAAGCCGUGUCCUUCAAAAGUCUCCAAGAUUGGAUUCUCCUUAGGAGGUCAAAGUGCUAAAAAAGCACCUUCUAUAUCAAUUAAGCUUGGAGCCAGUAAACCCAAAGAUGCUGCUCCAGCCACAAAAAAAAGUUCAGUGGCAUCAGUAUUUAAUGAAGAUGACAGCGAGCCAGAAGAAAUGCCGCCAGAAGCAAAAAUGCGCAUGAAAAAUAUUGGAAGGGAUACACCAACCUCUGCUGGACCAAACUCAUUCAACAAAGGAAAACAAGGAUUUUCAGACAGCCAGAAGCUAUGGGAGCGAAAUCUGAAAUCUCAAUUGGAACGCAUCCACGAUGACUGAGUGGUUUGGGCAGUGGGUCUAUGGGGACACUAUUCUGAAGAAUUUCGCUUUUUUAUUGAUGGAUAAUGUGUGCGAUUAAAGUUUGGUUGUUUUUUGUUUGUCUUGUGGUUUUUUUUUGUUUUGUUUUUUAAGUUAUGUCACAAAUAAAUCUGGUGAGACUUAAACAA
Bombina bombina (fire-bellied toad) is the source of this 702-nucleotide messenger RNA. RefSeq names its product PEST proteolytic signal containing nuclear protein (gene PCNP). Bases 41 to 535 code for a protein of 164 amino acids. Gene Ontology annotation, biological process: proteasome-mediated ubiquitin-dependent protein catabolic process; protein ubiquitination. Gene Ontology annotation, cellular component: nucleus. The transcript is spliced from 5 exons. NCBI's taxonomy places the organism in Eukaryota, Metazoa, Chordata, Amphibia, Anura, Bombinatoridae. The record is from RefSeq and is a predicted model, not a curated record.